This is a messenger RNA of Trichomonas vaginalis G3, 1629 nucleotides long. RefSeq lists its product as uncharacterized. The transcript has a single exon. The record is from RefSeq and is a predicted model, not a curated record. The coding region runs from base 1 to 1629 and encodes 542 amino acids. Lineage: Eukaryota; Parabasalia; Trichomonadida; Trichomonadidae.
AUGAUACCUUCUGUUUCGAUUUGGCCCGAUAAUGAAGCCUUAGCCAAUGACUCAUGUAUACCAUUAUACAUUGGCUUAAAUUGCUUCGAUGAAAGUGACCAACUUCAUAUUCUAGAGCGUCAAAAACUCGGAACUUGUUCUAGAUGUCAUACGCCAGUUACAAAAAUCAGUGAAUCAUCGAAUGGGAAAAACAUAUGUCCGAUAUGCAAGAUGGAUUUAACACAAAUAUCACGUGAUCAAAAAGAAAAUAAAAAUUUUGCAAUAGAAAUUCCAGCGGGAAAUGAGUAUAGUUUUAAUGUUAUAUUCGUUAUAGAUGGUAGAGGUACUUCUGAUCAGUAUUUUCAUUCAUUAGCAUCAGCAUCAAACGCAAUAAACGUAGAAACGAUUCCACCAACUGCAAAAUGCGGAUUUUGCAUACUUUACAAGAAUAAUAUCUCAUUUAUCCAAUCACUAAACGGUACAGCAUUCUUUAUCGAUAUGCCGCUUCAAAUUAAUUUAUAUAAUGCUAUAACAAUUAACAAUAUUCUAAUAAAUGCGUCAGACUUAAGAACAGUAAUGGAAGCAGCUUUUACAGCUAAUAGCAGUUUCUCAAAUACUCCAAUCGAAGAGCCAGUUUUUUUCCAAAAUUUUUUCAAUGCCCCACCAAAAUGUUUCGUAAAACUAAUUACAUUUACGUCAACAUCAGUAGUACAGUGCGCUAAUACGAAUACUACUAUUGAUGUCAUAGGUUCCAAGCCGAAAUCUGAUGAUUCAGAUUCAAUUUGCAUAAGUGAUGAUAAAACAUCAAGUCAGAUGCAAAUACAAGAAUAUAUUAAGCGAGUUUUUACAGAACCAAUACAUUUUGAUGCAAAAAUUGAAAUAUUUUAUCUACCAACUAUCAGAACUAAUCCUUCUCAAAUUAAAUCAAGGUGUGUGAUGCCUGGAACACUAUUCUUUACUAAAGUAGAGUACCAAUGGGUCUCUUAUUCCUUCAGUUCAUUACCUUUUGUAGUUUUGAGUAGAUCUAUCGUUCACAAGAACAAUAAAUUUGUUCACAGGAUCAGAGUCUUCUCAGAAUCAUUCCCGAUUACUCAUUCCAACGUAAUUCUUCUUCAAUCGGUAAAUCCUGCAAUUAUUGCCGCUGUCAAGCUACAACAGUUACCAGGCGUUAUUAAGAUGAUGCUUGACUACUACAAUAAUAAAGUCAUACCGUAUAUGCCAGGUCCCCCUAGAAACGACAAUUAUUUUGAUUUAUUUCCAAAUUUGUCGUGGCUCAUAAGAUAUUAUAAGAAUAUGGACAGUUGGAUCACAAAUAAUCCAUUGAUAAUUCAACCAGACCUAAUUAGCUCGAUGUUCUUCCCCUGUGUCUCAUUUUGGAUGAAUGUCAACGAAAAAAUCGAAGAAAUGGCUUCAGAGUUCCUUUUUGGACAUCCUGCAGACUUGGAGCCAAUUGUUGUAAUAGAUAUGUACUAUAAAAUUCUGAUUUUUGCCGAUUGCGAACUUGAAAAAGAGUCAGUCUUAGUAAAAGAGAUGCAGAAACGCGCAAAAAGAAGAUUUCCUGUUCCAUCAAUCAAGAAAAGAGAAAGAUUAUCUGCAAAGAACUACUUCCCUUUGAAAAUGAAAUGGACUGAUGAGAAUUUCCAUUCUUAA